Penicilliopsis zonata CBS 506.65 is the source of this 1097-nucleotide messenger RNA. RefSeq lists its product as hypothetical. The coding region runs from base 221 to 958 and encodes 245 amino acids. Gene Ontology annotation, cellular component: Hrd1p ubiquitin ligase ERAD-L complex; endoplasmic reticulum membrane. Gene Ontology annotation, molecular function: misfolded protein binding; ubiquitin-specific protease binding. NCBI's taxonomy places the organism in Eukaryota, Fungi, Ascomycota, Eurotiomycetes, Eurotiales, Aspergillaceae. The transcript has 4 exons. Gene Ontology annotation, biological process: endoplasmic reticulum unfolded protein response. The record is from RefSeq and is a predicted model, not a curated record.
ACAGAAUUUCACCAGCUUCCUCAACUUCCAAUACAUGACAGCAACCACUGCUAUUAGAUGAAAUAGCACGUUUUUGCCUUUCUAGAGAGCCUUUGCAAUGGAAGCUGUGUCCUUCAUCAAGUCUUUUCCUCCUGUCACGAGGUAUUUUAUCUCUCGAGCCAUGCAGGAUAAUAAAGUCAUGAUGAAGACUAUUCUUCUGGAGCAUACACACUAACAAAGGAUGCUUAGGGUACUUUUCAUACUCACCUUCAUCCAGUCUACUCUGGUACAUGUCAACCUGGUUCCAGGUUGGCACUCGGUGUUUGUUUCAGAACUCAUCCUGAAAUUUCCUCCUCAAAUCUGGAGGAUUUUUACACCCUUUGUCCUGACAGAGCCUAAUAUCUCGUUCAUCUUCGACCUCUAUUUCUUAUAUUUCUACGGGGUCGCCCUCGAAAGGGAUUCUUCUCGCUUCUCUGCACCUGGUGACUUCUUGACAUAUGUGUUCGUUGUAGGCAUUUUCGUCCUGUUCACCGCAGGAUUUUUGAUGAAAGCCCCCAUUCUUUUGCCGGCUCUACUCGUGGCUUUUUCGUACACUUACGGGCAGAUCAACCGGGGUCGGAAGGUGACCUUCAUAGUUCUUCCUAUGCGUGUUGAGGUUGUUCCAUGGGCAACUAUUGCUCUCGCCCCCAUAACCCGUUCGUGGUAUUCCGCUCUCGUCCUGUCUACCGGUCUUGCUGCUGGUCAUUUGUAUGAAUUUUUGACACAGCUCUAUCCGUCUUAUGGUUCGGGUAGGAACUAUAUUACUACACCGGCCUUGGUGAGGGGAUUGUUCCUCUCUUCUUCCAACGGGACUCACGCCACAGCGCCGAAUACCAACAGAGGACAGUCGACGACUCAACAGCCAUCUGGAGGUUGGAGCUCGUCCUUUUCUGGUCGUUGGAAUAGCAGAGGAGCCGGUCGCAGACUAGGUAGUGGUUGAUAGGAGCAGCUAUGAUCUCCGAGAGAUCUUCGAAGGUCAUAAAAUGGUCCCAUUUCAAGAUACUCGAUUUUUUAAGAUGUAACAAUAGUUUAAUACAUCAAUAAUCGUGAUAAUAAUUUGUGAAUGAAUAGAAGGAAAG